This is a messenger RNA of Pectinophora gossypiella (pink bollworm), 5028 nucleotides long. It is a transcript of the gene Not11, whose product is annotated as CCR4-NOT transcription complex subunit 11. Gene Ontology annotation, biological process: mRNA catabolic process; negative regulation of translation. The transcript is spliced from 10 exons. Gene Ontology annotation, cellular component: CCR4-NOT complex. The coding region runs from base 93 to 1547 and encodes 484 amino acids. Lineage: Eukaryota; Metazoa; Arthropoda; Insecta; Lepidoptera; Gelechiidae. The record is from RefSeq and is a predicted model, not a curated record.
CAUUAGUGCCGAUGUUUUGUUUGCGAAAAUUUUGUUUAUUUUCGUCAUAAAUAAACUAUUUAACACGCUUGCUAGAAGGCGUCUUGUUAAUAAUGUCGCAGCAGUUAAUAAAUGAAAAUAGUAAAUACAUAUUAGAUUUAUUUUCGGAGCAAACGGUAGACUCGCAGAGUUUAGACUCAAUAUGUGCUCAGGUACAAAAGAGAUUUCCGAAAACCGAGCAUUUCAAUUUGUGUCUACUCUUGUCAUCGCUGAUCACGGGAGGUGAUCUGUCGCUCCCUGGGCAGCGUGUGGUGGCGCUGGCGCUGCUGUAUGAUAUCUACAAAGUGGAUAAUCCAUUUGCUUCAUUAUUUCUCCACCUGCUGGAAGGCAAGCCAGGGCUACUGCCCCUAGUGUCCCAGGAGAGACUGUUUAUAGGACAAUUGCACGGGUUCUUGCCUGUUAAUAUUAAGGAUGUGCUUAAGAAGUCAGCAAAGCAAGUGAUGAUGACAGAAGUGUUGGCUAAGGAGCUGGAGUUUGACUACUCCCCGCUGCAGGCGCUGGUGGCCGACCGCGUCUCCGAGAUGAGCUCCAUGGCGCGGGCCACUGCCUCAGCGCUUAUACCGUUUAGUGAUGGGAGUCCCCCAAACCGCAUGGCCAUGAAGGAGCUACUAGAAGCCCUCAUGUCCACGGAGUACUCGCCGCUGCAGCGCACGUUGCAGGCCGCGGGGCCCAUCCCGCCGCCCACCUUCCUGCUGGACGCCAGCGACAUCGCCUUCACUGACGAGGCAGUAUGGAAGAACCUGGUGAAUCGCGGGGCGUACGUGCCUCUGUACGACAGCGAGUACGCCGGGCUGGCCGGGCUGCCCAAGGACAAGGCCGGCGCCCGGAGACACGCCGCCACGCCGCAUGCCAAGCCCAAGGAAGAGAAGAAACCAGAGAAACAAGAAGAGAAGCCGGCACAGAAGGCAACAUCAGAAGAGAAGGAGUCGUCGAACACAGUGACCGAGGCUAAGGAGCUGACGGCUCUCGCUCUGAAGGGCGCGCUGAGUGUUCAGCACCAGCAGCGUCUGCUGGCGCUGCUGGACUCGUCGCCCAGCCUCGUGUACGACAUCGGGGUGACGCCCUACCAGCUGCCAGAGCUGGUGGAGAACAACCCCCUCGUGGCGAUCUCGGUGCUGCUGAAGCUGAUCCACUCGCAGCACAUCACCGAGUACUUCAGCGUGCUGGUCAAUAUGGAGAUGUCGCUCCACUCCAUGGAGGUCGUCAACAGGCUGACGACGUCCGUGGACCUGCCGGUGGAGUUCGUGCACCUGUACAUCAGCAACUGCAUCUCCACCUGCGAGACCAUCCGCGACCGGUACAUGCAGAACCGUCUGGUGAGGCUCGUCUGCGUCUUCCUGCAGUCCCUCAUCAGGAACAAGAUCAUCAAUGUCAAGGAACUAUUCAUAGAGGUGGAAGCAUUCUGCGUAGAGUUCAGCCGCAUCAGGGAAGCGGCGGCGCUAUUCCGACUGCUCAAACAGCUGGACUCCGGAGAGGGAACGGGACACAAAGAUGCCAAGGAGAACUAGCAAGAAAGAGAGGGAUUGUAGCCUUUAUGUAUUCAAUGGCGGGUGUUAUUUCGUUUUCUUGCGCUCUAACAAAAGUAACGCGUCAAUGCGAACGAAAUAAGGGGCCUUAUUUCGAAACCACUCGUCUUCAACUCGCGUGGGAGAAUCUAUACCUGUCUCAUCUUGCAAAUGACAAGUUCUGAUGUGCUACGUGAAACGGGUAUAUACAGGGCGUUAGUGACAUCGUAACGAAAACUUUGAGGGAUGAUUCAAAGUGUUCCAUUUUUCCAUUUGAUAUUAACUCAGAAUCAUGGUCUAAAUCAUCCCCAUCAGUAUUCGUUACGAUGUCACUAACACCCAUACUUGUAUGGCAACCUGUGUGAGAAAUGAUUCAGUUCAUUAUUCUGAGUUAAUAUUAAGUGGAAUUUUCAAUCGCAAAAGUAUAUAGUAUAUAAUUGAAAAUAAUUUAAAAAAAACAUGAAUUUUCUGACAGGAAACACCACUUGAUAUUAACUCAGAAUCAUGGUCUGAAUCAUCCCCUUAGUAUUAGUUACAAUGUCACGAACACCCUGUAUAUUCGAACGUGAGAUGAAGGCGAACGAGUCAAACAUAAAGCCCACUAUCCGCGCGCUCUUUGAUGAAAUCACCGAGACUUUUUUAGAGUUUUUUUUUCCUUUGAUGGGUUUGCUCUUGGCCCCAGACUUGCCCGAAGGCAUUGACGAGGCCUAACAUGGAGCGAGCUCGCCCAGAAGGUGCCUGUUCUCUCUGGCCUUGAAAGCACCCGGGUUAUAUGCAUUCGGAAAUACAGAAGACGGCAGAGAAUUCAACUCCCAGUGAUUUCUCUGUUACGUACAUUGAUAUAUAAGUACCGAAGAUUUAACAUAAGCGCUCAAAAAGUGGGACGAAACAGAGCAGAAAUAGCAAUGCAUGCUCUGACAUUCCGUAGUACGCUAUUGGGCGACGAACUGGCAACAUAUAGAUUUGGAUAACCCGACCGCGUUACGAAUCACCACGCGCUAUAGAUGCUAAGACUACGGCUGUAGCUACGUAAUUUUUAAUGGUUUUUAUAACGCAGGUAGCGUCAGGUUUUUGUCGUAUUUUAGUAUGAAGUAUUCUAUCUGCGGUACUUGUAUGUGAAUGGUUACGUAAUUACGUAAUCUGUAGUCAACAAGGUACGUUAUAGUAUGGCCAUGUCCGUCCUUCUGUCUGUCCGCUGUUAUCAGACUCUUAGUACUAGAAAGUUAAUUAAUCGCGUCAAAAAAUUGGCAACAUCAUACAUAACUAACAUUUUUUUUAGGUUAGGUUCCCCUACCCGUUAAGCGGGGCUGAAAUUUUCUUGUCUUGUUCAUAUUAUGCAAACUAUAAAGUUAUAUAUUCUCGCCUUUUAGAGAAAACCAGGGGCCUGUUUAAUAAAACUUACAAUUGUAAAUUACAAUGGCAAUUUGAUGUACAUGUCACGAAUAUUUUGCAGUUUCAUAUUAGCUACAUAAUGUACAUCAAAUUGUCGUUGUAAUUUACAAUUGUAAGUUUUAUAAAACAGGCCCCAGGUCAGGCGCCUUUAAAUAAAAUCACAUUCGGUUCGGAAGUGAUUUUUGUUCAAAAAGCCUAGCAAUAGACAGGCUAGUUCUUCAACAAAACAUUGGUUUCAUUCAAUUUCAAUUUUGGUAAAAAUUUAAACCACAUUUUUUAUCUGGAUGAAGACUAUCGGAUCGCUUCCGUACUUUUGUCAAAGAAUAAGGAAUAAUGCUACGUAUAGAACGGCAACUCUCCGCUCCCCACCAGCGAGCUAGGUUUACCUCACCCCCCCCCCCACCAUAAUUUAGACUUGAAUCGUAUGGCGUCAGACGUCACACACACAGAUGCGCGUGUACGAUAACGUCAAUGUGUGGUAUGUGUGUGUAAAACGAGGUUGUUUGUAUGACGUGUCCGUGGUGUGCUUUUGUUGAAGGAAAUCGCAUCAGUGUGAUUUUUCAAAAUGGCGUCGUUUUCGCUAUAAGUUGACGAUAUACAGGGUGUUAGUGACAUCGUAACGAAAAAAAAAAAUGGAACGCCUAUUUUAUUGUACUAAAAACGAUGGUGGGUGUUUUUCUUGUCGCAAAUGUUUAAUUAAGAUUUUCAAUUUUUACUGUGCCGCAAUGUAAGUCGAACAACGCGCCACACAGACGCUAAACUUACGCGCGGCUACGUUACGCGUGCGUGAUACGAUGUUGAUAUCUAGGUAGGAGUUUUCAUUCUCUUGUAUUUAGAUGCUUAGUGGUUCAACGUUUAAAAAUGUUGUUUGUUGAAGUAGAACACCUACUGCCACGAUUUUUCACGCACGAUACCUACCUACCAGUUAUUAAAACGUUCCUAACUUAUUAACAAUAAAAACCCUACUCUUGCCUUACCUUAAUUGUUAUUCCUUCGGAUGAAGUACCUAGGUAGGUACCCUAGAACAUGUCACGUCACGUAGGUAUGCAACAUCGCGUUUCCUCCGCGGUAGGUAGGUAUCACACGCACUCACAAACACAACACCUUGUUCUUUAAUAAACAUCAACAAUAUUCCAUACUUUUGCGCAGUAAAUGGUCUAUGAUCUAUCAUCAUAGUCGACACUACUCAUUUACAGAAUGAAACAAACACUCACAAACACGAAAAAAAUAUCCUCGAAAAACAUCACGCGAUUCGGGUCAAGCUUAGUAUUCGACUGAGCGGAAGCGCGCGGCGGCGGCGUUAGCGCAAAGCAUCAAAGGCGCCGACGACGCACCGGCCGCGGCCGAGUCGAGCCGACGACUAGAGAGAGAGAGAGAAGUAUGUUUAUGGUGCAAGUGACAGAGAAAGAAAUAGUAUCUGUUCGUAUGCCUACUUUAUUGGCGAGCGUUGCCCUUGACCCGUGCGCCGGCUAUUCACCUGCGCAUAGCUGAAGUUGUAGAUACGUUAUUAUUAUUAUUGAUGACAUUGAUAAAAUUUAAUAAUUAGUAAUUUUUAUUUGUUUAUUUUAAAUGUGCGUUCUAUGCAGCUUAAAACACAAUAUGGGACUGAAAAAAAUCUAAUUUUUUUAUGAAUUUGGCAACAGGAAACUUCACUUGAUACCUAUCAACUCAAAGAAAUACCUAGUAUCUGUUCGUAAUGCCUACUUUAUUGGCGCGCGUUGCCCUUGAUCCGUGAGGCUAUUCACGUCCGAGUAUCCAUCAAGACAGAUCAAACAAGCCCUAACUCGGAGGUCUUGCGUCCCAGGAUCCUUUAAUUAUGUCUUAGAACCUUCUUGGCCUAUGUGGUCCAGUGGUUGAGCGAUGGGAUGCGGAGGGUCCGGGUUCGUAUUCCGGUGGGGACAUAUCACAAAAAUCUGUUUAUAAGGCCUUUGGUUGGGACGUUACAGGCUGAUCACCUGAUUGUCCGAAAGUAAAAUGAUCCGUGCUUCGGAAGGUACGUUAAGUCGUUGCUCCCGUCUACUAGGUACUUAUGUAAGCACGUAGCCGUUACAUGAAUAUUGUACACAGAACAGGAUAGGUUUAAUUAGUUCUU